CGUAAGUUUGCUAAUGUACCUUUUAAAGGACCUCACCUCGCCGCAGAGAAAAUUAAGCCCUGGAAAGAAUUUGGCUCAGCAGCCAGUCAUAUGCCUUGCUAAAAUAGCACAGCCGGCCAAUAUAGGGAGGAGGGUGUGUGUGUGGAAAAAGACAGGGUUAAGCAAUUAAUUUUUAAGCACUAAAUAUUUAUUGACAGAGUGUCUCUCCAGGCAGUGUUCACAUGCUUAGAGCUGAAGCUUUUAACUUGGCAGUGCUGUUUAAGCAAACAAAGUCAGUCAGUUGAACGCAAUGAUUAACAGGAAGUUGGGGAGCUGACAUAGUGGGCAACCUUUGGCCGGGAGAAGAAGCUACAGUAGAAAUCUUAGAGGGAUCACUUGCGGAAUGGUGACCUCACCCUUCGGUGAUUUUAAUGUGGGGACGGGGGGACACAUCAGAAUCAGAAUCUUCCCGAGGCAGCUGGUUUUCGUGUGGUAACAGGUGGCAGGUUCACCGGAGAGAGAGCAGAGCAGAUGUCCCCAGGAGCUACUUCAGAAAUGUGUCAUAGAGAGGUUGAAAUGAAACACAGCCGCGAAUGAGCCAGAAAGGAAGAAAGAAAAAGGACAAAACCGUCUCCUGGAAGGGCCCAGAGCAGUCGAUCAGAAUUGCGAGUCCCCAGAGGAUGAUUUACGGAUUCCGGAGGCAAUGUAAGUUAACUAUAUCUACACUCUGAUCCGAUCUCAAGAGGCGUUUACUCACUUUCUGGCUUUGAAUGAUGGUCUCUUGGAAGCAUUGUCUUUUUAGUGUGUCUCUUAUCAUGGCCCUGAUCUUUGUAUUUGUUUAUAAGAACGAGUUAAGGGAGGAUAAGCAUUUUCUGAGGGCAUCUCUGUCCAAUGCCUCCCUGUUAGCAGAAGUCUGUCAUCAGAUUUUUAAGGGGAAGGUAUUUUACCCAACAGAGAAUGCCCUGAAAACUACCCUCCGUGAAUCUACCUGUUAUGACUACAUGGCUCAAAGUCACUAUAUAACAGAAACACUCUCUAAGGAAGAAGCGGGGUUCCCUUUGGCUUACACAGUGACCAUCCACAAAGACUUUGGCACUUUUGAGAGACUCUUUAGGGCGAUUUACAUGCCCCAAAACAUCUACUGUGUUCACGUGGAUGAAAAGGCGACGGAUACAUUUAAAAAUGCGGUGAAGCAAUUACUAAACUGCUUCCCAAAUGCUUUUCUGGCUUCUAAAAUGGAGCCAGUGGUCUAUGGUGGGAUUUCCAGGCUCCAGGCCGACCUGAACUGCAUCAAAGAUCUCGCGGCCUCUGAAGUGCCAUGGAGGUACGCCAUCAACAUGUGUGGGCAAGAUUUCCCCCUGAAAACCAACAAGGAGAUAGUUCAGUAUUUGAAAGGAUUUAAAGGGAAAAACAUUACCCCGGGGGUGCUGCCCCCCAGUCAUGUUAUCGGACGGACUAAAUAUGUCCACCAAGAGCUAUUACACCAAAAAAACUCCUACGUGAUUAAAACAACAAAAUUAAAAACUCCACCUCCUCACAACAUGACGAUUUACUUCGGCACUGCCUAUGUGGCCCUCACGAGGGAAUUCGCCAACUUUGUCCUCCAAGAUCAGCACGCACUCGACUUGCUUUCCUGGUCCAAGGACACCUAUAGCCCCGAUGAACAUUUCUGGGUGACGCUCAAUAGGAUUCCAGAGUUCCUCAGUUCCAGCCAACUUCUUUGUCUGGGGCUCGGUAGAAGAAACUACCAUCUAGAUCAAGAUUAGAGGGAGAAUCGGCCAUCUUGGAAUUAGGGAGACUCUGUGUCGUCUUAAUGUGGCACGUUCCCCAGGGAUUUCUCCAGAGGAAUUUUGACUGUGUGUCGUCUCCUCUUUACACCCUGACUUUGCAACCUAGACUCCCUAUAAGAUGUGUACGUUCUUUGAAUUGGAUUUAUUGUACGUUUAUUGUAUAAACAUGUACAUUUAUUGUAUAUGUGUACAUUUAUACGAUACAUUUAGGUAAAUGCAUUGUAUACGUUUAUUGUGUAAAUGUAUAUAUUUCUCUCUCCCAACACUUCCGUACAGCAGCUGGUGCUUGUCACAACAAAUGCCCUCCUUAAUCCCUAUCUCCUAUUUCACCCAUCCCCCCACCACCUCCCCUCUGGUAACCACCAAUUUGUUCUCUAUGGGUAAGAGUCUGUUUCUUGCUUUCCCUCUCUCUCUCUCUUUUUUUCCCCCUUUGCUCAUUUGUUUUGUUUCUUAAAUUCCACAUAUGAGUGAAAUCAUACGGUAUUUAUCUUUCUUUGACUUAUUUUGUUUAGCAUAAUACGCUCUAGCUCCACCCAUGUCAUUGCAAACGGCGAGAGUUCAUUCUUGUUUAUAGCUGAUUCAUAUUCCGUUGUAUCUAGACACAGCUUCUUCUCUACCCAUUCAUCCGUUGAUGGAUGCUUGGGCUGUUUUCAUAAUUUGGCUAUUGUAGAUACUGCUGCUAUAAACAUCAGGGCGGGUGCACGUAUCCCUUUGAAUUAGUAUUUUUGUAUUCUUUGGGUAAAUACCUAGCAGUGCAAUUUGGGGAUCGGAGGGUGGUUCUGUUUUUAACUUUUCUGAGCUACGAUUUCAACACUAUGUAAAGGUUGUCAUGUUGCCAAAUGUGUGAAAGGGCAUUGCUUUUACAAUCCCUCUUUGAGGAACUUGGAUAAUGGAUAUUAUCCAUCCAACUAUGGAUAAUACUGUUCUUUUCAGAUUCUUGGUCGCCGACCAUUGAGCCUUGGUUAAUAGUUGAUUUUAGGGUCACUACUCUCAGAGAAAUUCAGAAUUAUGGGGAAAUUUUAAUUUGCAGUGACUGUCCCCCUUGAAUCUUUCCUCAGCUUGCUUUUUGGCUCUUAAUGUUCUUUGUUACUUGGUGAUUCACAUCACGGUUUGGGUUCUGAUGAAUCAUAACACUGUAUCAUGCCCCCCACAUUUCCCUCUUUUUUGGGUAUCUCUUCCUGAGGCUCCCACCGACACCUGCUGAUAUGUUCCCCCUUCCACCUCCCUACUCCCCACAAACCCACUUCUCCAGAGUCUCCGUGACUGGCACUGCCAUUCUUUCCUGGGAGCCAACUGCUUUGUGCCCCAUAUCUAAUCAGCACAUUCUGUACAUUCUGUCUGGGAUGGUUUCUAGUGAGUAUUACCCAACUUGUUCCUAUCACGGCCACUCUAACUCCAGCCCGUCAUGCCUCUCAAAUAGAUUGUUAGAUCCGUCCAAGUGCCCUCACUAGCCCGGGUCUCUCUCUCUUCAAACCAUUCUAACACUCGACAUAUUUUUCUAAUUAAGGCAUGGCUCUAAGAAUAACUUCUCAAUCUCACAUGCUGCAGGGAGUUCCCACAGCUUAUUGAUUUGCUCACUAUAAACAUCUCAUGGGAUGUCGGAUAUCAACAUACUCCUAAUAGAUAUCACCUCAUUAUCACCAAUACCACCUCACUGUCAAUUCUCACUGCUGCUUUCUCUGAAAAAAAUAUUCCAGAAAAACCACCUUCCUUGUGUUCCUGCCUUUGGCACUUUUCUUCAGGUCAUUCUCUCUCUACCGGGGCCACUCUUCUCCAUCUCUCCCAUUUAAAUAAUGGCCUUAAUAUGUCUGGUUUUAAUGGCCUGUCAUUUAGGAAGCUUUUCCUGAUCUUUUUUUUUUUCCUCUCUCGAUGAUACACUUUGUAAACCUUUGUAAUGCUUGUAUGUCAUUUUAUAAUCUUCUUUACAUUAUGAUUAUGAAUGUGAAUAUCGUAUUACCCUGACUAAAGUAUAAUCUCGUAUGGGGUCUUUCAUGUUUUUGGCAGCCCAACACAGUGAGCAUCCAGUGGGAUAAGAAUAGUUAUUGAAUUGACAUAAAUGGAAAUAAAUCUUUUUUUUUUAUGGUGAAAAAUUUUAGAUUUAGAUGUAGCCAGCUGGACUCAGUUUAGAUGGUCCCAAUUUUGUUGCCAAUAUCCAAAAGCAUCAUAAUUAGGAGCCAGUCAAACAUAUGCUUUCUUCUUUCCAUCAGGCCUGAUCUGGGUGUUGACGUUGGCCACGUCAAGGUAAUAGAGUUUCUUCACAGUGUCUUUAAUCUGGUGCUUGUUGGCCUUGACAUCCACAGUGAACACAAGUGUGUUGUCCUCUAUGCUCUUCAUGGCCAACUGGGUAGUAAGGGAGAACUUGAUGAUGGCACAGUGGUCCAGCUUGUGUCUUCUGGGGGCAUUCUUUCAAGGAUAUUUGGGCUGCCUUCAGAGGCAUUUGGGUCAUCAGAAGGUAGAUGACCUGCAGAUCUUCCUUGUGUGUGUGUGUGUGUGUGUGUGUGUGUGUGACUGUGAACAUCUUUCAGCACCAUUUUCUUGGACUUCAAAGCCUUUGCUUUGCCUUUGUCUUUGGGAAGGACAGGAACUUCCUUCUUCACCGUCAGCACCAUCUUUGUGAAAGGCAGAAAUAAAUUUUUUUAUUCAAGUGUAAUUAACAUGCAAUGUUAUAUUAGUUUCGGGUGUACAAUGUAAUGAUUCAACAAUUCUGUAUGUGACCCAGUGCUUGUCAGAGUGUGCUCUCAGACGCCUGGGUGGCUCAGCCGGUUAGGCAUCUGCUCAGGUCAUGAUCUCACGGUUCGUGAGCUCGAGUUCCCCAUCAGGCUGUGUGCUGAGUGUGGAGCCUGCUUGAGAUUCUCUCUCGGUCCCUCCACCGUGUGUGCACGUGCUGUCUCUCUCUCUCAAACUAAAUACAUUAAUUAAUUAAAAAAAAAAAGUAGAUUCUUGAUUCCUUUUAUCUAUGUCACCCGCCCCACUCACCCACUUUCCCUCUGGCAACCCCAGUUUGUCCUGUGCAUUGAAGAGUCUGGGUUUUUGUUUGUCUUUUCUUCUUUCUUUCUUUGCUUUUUUUUUUUCUUUCUUAAAUUCCAUAUAUGAAUGAAAUCAUUUGGUAUUUGUCUUUCUCUGGAUGACUUAUUUUACAAAGCAUUAUAACCUGUAGGUCUGUCCAUGUUUUCACAAAUGCAAGAUUUCAUUCUUUUUAAUGGCUGAGUAAUAUCCCAUUAUAUAUGUAUACCAUAUCUUCUUUAUCGAUUCGUCUAGAGAUGCACACUUGGGCUGCAUCUGUAUCUUGGUUAUUGUAAAUAAUGCUGCAGUAAACAUAGGGGUGCAUAUGUCUUUUCAGAUUAGUGUUUUGUUUUUUAGGAAACUCCAUACUGUUUCCCACAGUGGCUGCACCAAUUUGCGUUCCCAUCAACAGUGUACAUGGGUUCUUUUUUUCUACAUAUCCUCGCCAACACUUGUUAUUUCUUGUGUUUUUGAUUUUGGCCAUUCUGACAGAUGUGAGGUGAUACCUCAUUGUGGUUUUCCCUUUAUUUUUUAAUUUUUUCAUUUCAUUUUUUUUUUUUUUUAAUUUGGGAGAGAGAGAGAGGGCGGUGGGGGAGAAGGGCAGUGGAAGAGGGAGAGAGAAUCCCAAGCCCAGUGGGAUCUAUGCCCUGUGCAGAGCCCAGUGUGGGGCUUGAUCCCACGAUCCUGAGACCAUGACCCGAGCCAAAAUCAAGAGUCGGACCCUCAACCAACUGAGCCACCCAGGUGCCCUCAUUAUGGUUUUGAUUUGUAUUUUCCUGAUGAUUAGUGAUGUUGAGCAUCUUUUCAUGUGUUUAUUGACCAUCUGUAUAUCUUCUUUGAAAAAAAGUAUAUCUCUUUAGGUCCUCUGCCCAUUUUUUGAUCAGAUUGUUUGGCGUUUCUUUUUCUUUUUGUUUUGUUUUGUUUUGUUUUGGUGUUGAAUUGUAUGUGUUCUUUAUAUAUUUUGGAUAUUAACUCUUAUCAGAUAUAUCAUUUGCAAAUAUCUCCUCCCAUUCAGUACGUUGUCUUUUGUUUUGUUGAUUUCCUGCACCAUACAAAAGCUUUUCAUUUUGGUGCAGUUCUAAUAGUGUAAUUUUGUUUUUGUUUCCCUUGUUUAAGGAGGCAUAGCUAGAAUUGAUGUUUCUACAGCUGACAUCAAAGAAAUUACUGCCUAUGUUUCAUUCUAAGAAUGCUACUGUUUCAGGUCUAACAUGUAGGUAUUUAAUCCAUUUUGAGUUUAUUUUUGUAUAUGGUGUAAGAAAGUUGUCCAGUUUCAUUCUCUUACACGUAACUGUCCAGUUUUCCCAACACCACUUUUGAAGAGGCUGUCUUUUCCGCAUUGUACAUUAUUGCCUCCUUUGUCAUGAAUUAACCGACCAUAUGAGGGUGGGUUUAUUUCUGGACUCUCUGCUCUGGUCCAUUGAUCUGUGUGUCUAUUUUUGUGCCAGUACCUGCUGUCUUGAUUACUACAGAUUUGUAGUAUAUCUUGAAAUCUGGAAUUUGAUACCUUCAGCACUGUUCUUCCUAAAUGGAAAUAGUUUUUAAUAUGCCCCUCAGCCUGCUGCCCAGUCAGUUGCAAAUCAUCACCCCUUCCACCUCCACCCCCAUCACACACACACACACACACACACACACCCUAGAUUACUUUGCCAUGUCCUGAGGGAUCAGUUUCAGACAGCAUUUUCUAGCCAUGUUCAGUCCUUCUGGGACAUUUCUGACAUUUCCUUUCUACUCCUGGUCAAUAGCAAUGGUACUGUUCUCUCUCCUUGUGCUUCCAAAGCAUCUUGCUCACCUUGGGAAUACUUCACAGUGCCAACCUUAUUUGGGGAGCAGUGCUGGCCCUAGCCAGACUAUGCCUCAAUCCGAGGUCGACCGUCCCUGAUCUUACCAAACUGGUGCCUUACUCCACACCAUAGAAGUAAAAAAGAACAGCCCAACAGCAGAAGCCCCUGCUUUAAAGGACGUAUCUGGGUUUUCAUAAGGCUACUUAUUUGAUGAAAUUAACUCAUCAGUUGGUGAACAAUCUUAGAAAGUUAUAUCCAGGGGCACCUGGGUGGCUCAGUCAGUUGAGCGUCUGACUCUUGAUUUCAACUCAAGUCAUGAUCUCAACGGUUCGUGAGUUCGAGCCUGUGGUGAGCUUGGAGCUGGGAGCGUGGAGCCUGCUUGCGAUUCUCUCUCUCUCCCUCUCUUUCCAUCCCUCCCCUGCUCUCUCUUUCUCUCUCUCUC
Molecule: messenger RNA, 6995 nt
Organism: Neofelis nebulosa (Clouded leopard)
Lineage: Eukaryota; Metazoa; Chordata; Mammalia; Carnivora; Felidae
Gene: GCNT2
Product: glucosaminyl (N-acetyl) transferase 2 (I blood group)
Exons: 2
Coding region: 750-1745 (331 amino acids)
Biological process (GO): transforming growth factor beta receptor signaling pathway
Cellular component (GO): membrane
Molecular function (GO): acetylglucosaminyltransferase activity
Source: RefSeq, a predicted model, not a curated record